Cynoglossus semilaevis (tongue sole) is the source of this 1887-nucleotide messenger RNA. RefSeq names its product phosphorylase kinase, gamma 2 (testis) (gene phkg2). Bases 370 to 1542 code for a protein of 390 amino acids. The record is from RefSeq and is a predicted model, not a curated record. Gene Ontology annotation, cellular component: phosphorylase kinase complex. Gene Ontology annotation, molecular function: phosphorylase kinase activity; ATP binding; calmodulin binding. The transcript has 10 exons. NCBI's taxonomy places the organism in Eukaryota, Metazoa, Chordata, Actinopteri, Pleuronectiformes, Cynoglossidae. Gene Ontology annotation, biological process: glycogen metabolic process; protein phosphorylation.
AUAAUAAUAUAAUUCGUAACGCAACCGUCACUCCGGCCUCAUGGAGGCAGCACUGUUGCAUCCUGGCUGGAGCUGAGCGUUUUGAGGAACUAGAAUGUAAACAGUGUUCAGAUGUUAGCCACUAUCGUUAUAGCUGCUAACUUUUCUAUGUAAGCUGUCGAAUCGUACCGACUCUCCUUUAUGUUUAUUAGUUGAACAUGGCGCUAUCAUUGUGAUUAUUGAUUAACAGCUUCCAUUCCGGUCUUUCUCGGGUCUCAAACGGUAGGUACAGUUGUUUCCUGGAGGGUCAGUGAACCUGCUGUCGCUUUUGAAGGUCGGAGAGCACAGUUAUCCUACAGUGUGGAUGUAUCAAGGACAUAUGCUGUCACCAUGACCAAAGACAUUGUUGUUGGAGAUGAAUUACCAGACUGGGUCGGGGCCAAGGAGUUCUACCAAAAAUAUGACCCAAAAGAGGUGAUCGGCAGAGGUGUGAGCAGUGUGGUGCGCAGAUGUGUGCACAGACACACGGGUCAGGAGCUGGCGGUGAAGAUUAUUGAGAUCACAGCAGAGAAGAUGACAGUGCAGCAGCUGGAGGAGGUGAAAACCUCCACGCUGAAGGAGAUCCAAGUCCUCAACAUGGUGAAGGGACACUCCUCAAUCAUUACACUCAUUGAUUCCUAUGAAUCCACAACCUUUAUAUUUUUGGUGUUUGACCUCAUGAGGCGGGGGGAGCUGUUUGACUACCUCACAGAAAAGGUUACUCUGAGUGAAAAAGAAACCAGGAGUAUGAUGCGUGCCCUGUUGGAAGCCGUGCAGUACCUCCACUCCCUCAACAUCGUCCAUAGGGAUUUGAAACCUGAGAACAUUCUCCUGGACGAUCAAGGACACAUCAAACUGUCCGACUUUGGAUUCUCUGUGCACUUGCAGCCUGAAGAGAAACUCAGAGAGCUUUGUGGAACACCUGGAUAUCUGGCCCCUGAGAUACUGAAAUGUUCCAUGGAUGACAUGCACCCAGGUUAUGGUCAGGAAGUUGACCUGUGGGCCUGUGGUGUGAUCCUGUUCACGUUACUGGCUGGCUCGCCGCCGUUCUGGCAUCGCAAACAGAUGCUGAUGCUGAGGAUGAUCAUGGAGGGUCGAUAUCAGUUCAGUUCUCCAGAGUGGGACGACCGAUCUGACACUGUCAAAGAUCUGAUAACCAGGUUACUUGUGGUGGAACCCGCUGUUCGUCUCACAGCUGAACAGGCGUUGACACAUCCCUUCUUUAGACAGUACCAGAAGGAGGAUGUGCGACAUUUUAGUCCCAGAAAAACAUUUAAGGUGUUGAUAGUCACUGUACUAGCUUGUAUCAGAAUGUAUAGCCGUUACCGUAGAGUCCGACCACUGACUCGGGAGGUGCUGGCCAGAGACCCUUACUCCAUCCGAGGAGUCCGCAAACUCAUUGAUGGCUGCGCCUUUCGUAUCUACGGCCACUGGGUGAAAAAGGGGGAGCAGCAGAACCGAGCCGCUCUCUUCCAGAACACAGCUAAGAUCAUGCUGCUGGGCCUGGAGGAGUUUGAAACAUAAAAGGAUCAUCCUCAAUCCUCAUCAUCACCUUGAUGUUAAUAUUUAACCUUUUCAUAGGCUUGAAUGGCAAUUUUGUUUUUCUAACUUUGAGUUACUGUCUUUGAUUUUAGGACGAGGGAAAUGAGAGACUGGGACGUUUUUAUGUGCUUUGAAGAAACUUAAAUAGCUCUGUUGCUAAAAAGCCUAUGCGGGCUGUCAUUAUGAACACAUUUUCAAACUGCUCCUCACCAAAAGUGCUCAAAAUAUAAUAAUAAGUGCAGGGCAUCAACUUUGUAACAACGCACGAACUUGCUCAUAUGUCCUCAACAACAGAGCUACCAAUAAAAAUUGUGAGGUUUCCUUAAA